CACAGCUCUUCGAAACAGCUGAUCUUGUGGCUUCUGCACGAUGUAAGGCCAGUGUGGUAUCGAUCGUGGGUACAACACGAUAUCGACCGAAAUUUAAGUGGCUACCUGUCAGAGUAUUUUCCAGCCACCUAGACUUGGAAAACGCCGAACACCAGGCUACGCUACGUCGCCAACUGCCACACCACUGGCUCUGGUAUAAGUGGAUAAAAUGGCCCGAAUUGAAAAAUUGAAAACUGACAAGAAAAUAAUGGCUUCAAACAUAACAGGAGUAGUAAAGUGGUUCAACGUCAAGAGUGGAUACGGAUUUAUCAAUCGGAGUGAUACAAAGGAGGAUAUUUUUGUCCACCAGAGCGCGAUUCUCAAAAACAAUCCCAAUAAGUGGCAGCGUUCCGUUGGUGACGGCGAGCAAGUGGAGUUUGAUGUCGUUCAAGGUGAAAAAGGUUUGGAAGCCAUGAAUGUGACUGGACCGAACGGGAGCUUUGUCCAAGGUAGCAAAUAUGCAGCAGACAAACGAGGUUAUCGAUCUCGGUCAUUCAGUAGACCGAAAUCUUGUCAGUUGAUUUGUGGCAAACCAGUUGGUCUGGCGCUACCGAGAUGUCAAUCGCAUAUUUUCACACGCUCAUCGUCCCGGGAUUCAAGAGGGGAUCCACGAUACAAUGAUUUAGGAUUUGAGGGUGACGGGUAUAGCACAAGCGUCCCCAGAAUCGCACGCAACCAAUUUUUUUCACAGCAACCGGCGUUGAUGCCGAUUUUGCCAUUCCAUCAAAAUGUAUUUUUGGCCCGAAGGCCACCGAACAUGCGUCCGAGUCUUGCAUACCGUGGAGCCUACUUCGGGCCACCUGUCUUUUUCGGCUACCGUAGGGGAGCAAACUUGCUGAGGAGGAGAUUUGCAUCUGGUUAUGAGGCAGUGAACAAUCGUCCCAACACAGUUCGUCCAGGUCCUGUGGCAGCGGCGCCAAUAAACGGUGGUCCACGGUAUCCCCUAAUUGCCUACGCUGCCAACCGACGAGAUGUGCCCGUGUUAUCUUUCACCUGUGGAUUUCCUUCCGUAUACAGAGGUGGUAAAGGAUUUCGAGGUAGAUUUGGGGCCAGCAUGGGCCGCGGACGAGGAGCAUCAGCAGGUGGUCCGUUUGGAUUACCAAGAACAAGAGAGUUAAACAAACCGAUCAUCGUCGCCACAGCCAAAUCAGGAGGCAGCCCCGUCGAGCAGGAGACGCCCGUCGUUUCGAAAGAGCCGGAAGCGAAAAACACAGAUGCAGAACAGAAGAAAGAGAAAGUGCAAGUAGAGAAAGAGCAAAAUGAGGGAAGAGAAGUAGAGAAUAAGUUAAUGAGCUCGGUGAGAAAUGACAAAAAGCUGUCCGAGGCACCCACAACGCCUAAAGUUGAAGCAAGCGGUGAUACGGCGGAAGAAGUACUGCCGAUACCAGAGCAAGAGAUCGAGAGCAAAGAAGUCGCUGAAGACAUAUCACCCAAAUGUGUGAAAACACUUGAAAAAUUGGAGGACGCGAAAAUCUCCGACACCUUAUCAGAUACCACGAUUUUAGAUCACAAUACAGAAAUCCUUUGUCGGUGAAACGCUAGUUCCUGUACGCCGGCUAGUUCCGUUUCUGUCGUCGUUCGACUUUCUGUGGAAGAAGUUCGUUACGUUUGGAUCAUCUUCGAGUGAACACGUUGGUUGAACAGCAUUCGUUGCGGAGAAUUAUGUCAAUUGCCCAACGGCUAACUGUGUGCCGUAUGUUGUAUAGUUCAUCGAAUUUUGGCUGUGAUACUGAUCAUCCGAAUGUUCCGAAGAGAAUCUAUCAUUCUCUGGUUU
Molecule: messenger RNA, 1813 nt
Organism: Dicrocoelium dendriticum
Lineage: Eukaryota; Metazoa; Platyhelminthes; Trematoda; Plagiorchiida; Dicrocoeliidae
Source: the annotation of a GenBank genome assembly